Molecule: messenger RNA, 1678 nt
Organism: Helianthus annuus (common sunflower)
Lineage: Eukaryota; Viridiplantae; Streptophyta; Magnoliopsida; Asterales; Asteraceae
Product: hydroxymethylglutaryl-CoA synthase
Exons: 12
Coding region: 1-1368 (455 amino acids)
Biological process (GO): acetyl-CoA metabolic process
Molecular function (GO): hydroxymethylglutaryl-CoA synthase activity
Source: RefSeq, a predicted model, not a curated record
AUGGCUCCUCAAAAUGUAGGAAUUCUCGCCAUGGAAAUCUACUUUCCUCCUACAUGUAUUCAACAGGACAUCCUAGAGGAUUUUGAUGGAGUUAGUAAAGGCAAAUACACCAUCGGACUCGGACAAGAUUGCAUGGCAUUUUGUUCAGAGGUGGAAGAUGUCAUCUCUAUGGGAUUGACAGCUGUCACGUCACUACUUGAGAAAUACGAGGUUGAUCCUAGACAAAUUGGUCGGCUGGAAGUAGGCAGUGAAACCGUUAUAGACAAGAGCAAAUCCAUCAAGACUUACCUUAUGAAAGUUUUCGAGGAUUGUGGGAAUACCGACAUUGAAGGCGUUGAUUCAACCAAUGCUUGCUACGGUGGAACCGCAGCAUUAUUCAACUGUGUUAACUGGGUGGAAAGUAACUCAUGGGAUGGACGCUAUGGAUUGGUUGUUUGUACAGAUAGUGCAGUCUAUGCAGAGGGACCCGCUCGACCUACCGGAGGUGCAGCUGCUAUCGCAAUGCUGAUUGGGCCCGACGCGCCUAUCGCAUUUGAAAGCAAAUUCAGGGCAAGUCAUAUGUCUCAUGUUUAUGACUUUUACAAACCUGACCUUGCAAGCGAAUAUCCGGUUGUUGAUGGAAAGCUUUCUCAAACUUGUUAUCUCAUGGCAUUAGAUUCUUGCUACAAUGGAUAUUGUCACAAGUACGAGAAACUAGAAGGAAAACAGUUUUCGAUCGUUGAUGCCGACUAUUUCGUAUUUCAUUCUCCUUACAACAAGCUUGUACAAAAGAGCUUUGCUCGAUUAGUAUUCAGUGAUGUUGUUAGAAACGCCAGUUCUGUUGACGAGUCUGUCAAAGAGAAGCUCGGACAGUUCACGCCGUUAACGGGGGACGAGAGCUACCAAAACCGUGAUCUUGAAAAGGCCUCCCAACAAGCGGCAAAAUCAUAUUACGAUAAAAAGGUUCAGCCCGGAACUUUAAUCAACAAGCAAGUUGGCAACAUGUACACAGCUUCUAUAUACGCAGCCUUUGCGUCACUCAUUCAUAACAAAUAUAGCUCUCUGGACGGUAAUCGGGUGAUGAUGUUUUCAUAUGGAAGUGGAUCAUCCGCCACAAUGUUCUCACUCCAUCUUUCCAAGGGUAAAUCGCCUUUUAGUUUGUCAAACAUUGCAAAGGUGAUGAAUGUUGACGAGAAGUUGAAGAGAAGGACCGAGCUUGCACCGGAAAAAUUUGUCGAACUCAUGAAGGUGAUGGAACACAGGUAUGGAGGCAAAGAUUUUGUGACUAGCAAAGACGCUAGUCUUCUAGCGCCAGGGACCUACUACCUCACGGAAGUUGACUCCAAGUACAGACGGUUCUAUGCAAAGAAGACCUCUGAGGAGUCUUAACGCUCUUGACCGGUGAAUGUUGCUAGUGGAACCAUCUGGCUUGGGUCUCUUUUAAGGGUUGGGUUUGGCUUGGGGUGAUAUUGUAACUUGUAAGUAAAGAUAGAGACCGAUAAAUAGUUUUUCACUGUCGAUCGCUAUAUCUUUUCGUUUUUACAUAAUGUCUUUACUAAAAACGUGACCCAAAAUCGGACUGGCUUUGGACCAAGGUCCAUAAAGAUGGUGCUAGUGGCUUUAAAUUGGCUGAACCAGUAGUUAAAACCAAGCACUAGCCGUCUGGUUCUCGGUUUGCUUUUUUACUUCACUUACGGUC